This is a messenger RNA of Exserohilum turcica Et28A, 2082 nucleotides long. RefSeq lists its product as uncharacterized. Gene Ontology annotation, biological process: stabilization of membrane potential; potassium ion transmembrane transport. The transcript has 3 exons. Gene Ontology annotation, cellular component: membrane. Gene Ontology annotation, molecular function: potassium ion leak channel activity. The record is from RefSeq and is a predicted model, not a curated record. Bases 1 to 2052 code for a protein of 683 amino acids. Lineage: Eukaryota; Fungi; Ascomycota; Dothideomycetes; Pleosporales; Pleosporaceae.
AUGAACGACCCUGGACUAGAUGAGCCUGCCCAAGAGGCUGCUCAGGAUGUCGAGAAUACCAUGCAAGUGGAGGAUGAGCAGGCUGAACGAGAGGAGCGCCAUCGAUGGUGGUUUGCGUCUACAGCAAGUCCACUCAUAGCGGGAACCUUUGGGCCGAUUGCCAACGGCAUGUCUAUAUGUGCCCUUGUCGAAAAGUGGAGAGUAUACAUUCCUCCAGGCAGUGAUGAGGCGCAUGGGACCAAAAUCGAGGAUCCGAGAUGGCUCAUUGCAGUCAACUCUGUGUCUCUCAUCUUUGCGCUAUCAGCAAAUGCCAGUCUACUUCUCAACAUGUCACGGAGACUGAAAUUCGCCAUUGCGCAGCCGAUCACCAUCAUCGGGUUCUACAUGGCAGGCUUCCUCCUUAUGGCGCUCGUUGGCGUGGCCUCAUCACCGGUGUUCCGUAUCCAGCCCAUGCAACAACACGCACUGAGCCAGGCUUACUACUACGCCAUAAUGGCUGCUGGCGUUUACUUCAUCAUUGCAUCGCUCAUGGCAUUUACCGCCUUUGGAGCAUACAAGGGGCACUAUGAUCGCGAGUUUCGACUAACCGCUAGCCAAAGAACGUUAAUGCUGCAGACCAUUGCCUUUAUGGUUUACCUCCUUCUCGGAGCUUUGGUUUUCUCUUAUAUAGAGAACUGGAUGUUCUUGGACUCGGUCUUCUGGGCGAAUUUUACGUUACUCACAAUUGGAUACGGUGGAGAGCUCGUCCCGACAACGCAUACCGGCCGUUCAUUGCUGAUACCAUAUGCUAUUGGUGGGCUCGUCAUGGUCGGUUUGGUCAUCGGAUCGAUCAGGUCGCUUGUGCUGGAGCAUGGGAAACAAAAGAUGACAGCUCGGUUCACCGAAGUCAAGAGACAAAGGGUCAUCGAGUCCAUCGAUACAGAAACAAAGACCAUACGCAUUUCUCUCUUCGAAAAGAUAGAGUUCUGCACAAAAGGGUUGAAGGAGUCUCAGAGACGUGAGCAAGAAUUUCGCGUUAUGCGACGCGUGCAAGAGCUAUCCGAAAGAAAGCGAAGAUACACCGCCCUGGCUUUGUCAACAACAGCGGCGCUAUUGCUCUGGUUCCUUGGAGCUCUGGUCUUCUGGUGCUCAGAGAAGCCACAGGGUUUCACCUACUUUGUUGCUCUAUACUACUCCUACGUAUCGCUCCUUACGAUUGGUUACGGAGACUAUGUCGUUCAGAGCAAUGCCGGCAGGGCCUUUACCGUGUUCUGGAGUUUAGUUGCUGUCCCGACUCUAACGAUUCUCAUCUCCAAUAUGGGCGAUACCGUCAUCAAGACCUUCAAAGACUUUACCAUCUGGGUUGGCUCGCUUACAGUCUUGCCAGACGAAGAGGGACUAAGCACUGCACUCAAAGUUGGGUGGGAAAGACUCAAGACAGGCAAGUGGGAUAAGGCAGCGUAUCGAGACGAUACUGCCGGCUCAAGUGAGCAACAUGCCCGGGACCGGCUGAUGGCAUACAUUGAAGAAGACUUUGGAAGGUCAGCAGAUGCCAACGAAGGUGAAGACGAGCUCGAGCGCGACACUCGCUUCUACCAUUUUGUCCUGGCCAAGGAGAUCCGCCACCUCAUGAAGGACCUGGAGAGCUCCCCGCCAAAGCAGUACGAAUACCACGAGUGGCAGUACUACCUGCGGUUGAUAGGCCAGAACGAGAGCGACGCGUCGCUCCACCGGAAACCCCAAGUCCAUGCACACCACCACAAAGACAGCGACGCACCGGAUAUCGGAUCGGCAGACGACAGCAAGAGGCAAGCGUGGAGCUGGCUCGGGAUCCGCAGCCCGCUCAUGGGCAACCUUUCGGAGACUCAGUGGCUGCUUCAGCGGUUGGUUGCAACGCUCGAGGGGGAAAUGGUCAAGUCGGGCUCGCGGAACAAGGCUGGGAAAGCGAGACCGCCGAUUUCAAUGGCCGAGUUGAAGAGUCAUGGUAAUGGAAAGAUGUCCGAGGAGAUGAAGACUCUACAGGGGGAUAAUGGGGCUUCAGAGAUGCAGGAGCGUGGAGAGAAGCAAGCGUAGUUGUGCAGAUGGGUGAUGAAAUGUAUGCAU